AUGCGCGUGGUGCUGCGAAAGCGCCAGGGUGCUGCACCCGGCGAGGAGUCGCAGCAGCAGCAGCAGCAGCAGCAACCAUUUUCGACUGUGUCAACGGCACCCCCAUUAUCACGAUCGUGCUGGCAGUUUCCAGCUGCCUGCGGCCCCCCCCGCCGCUGCGUUGUCGCGGACAGCCCAGUACCCUGUCUGAACUGGCCCGUGCUGUGCCUCGCAGGGGGCACCGCCCUCCGAGAGAGCCACGGCCGUGCCCGCCACGCCGCCGGCGGGCUCGCGCCGAGCGCACGCCCCGCGACCUGCCGAGGGCACCGGGUGGCGGGCUGCACGGGCCGCUCGGCGCACCCGGCCUCUGGCCGCGAGGUGCUGGUCCGGUACACGCGCGGAGACGACGUGCAGACUGGCAGGGACCAGCACACCGAGAGGACUGAGAUGCUGAGCUUGACCAUGAGCUCUACAGAGGAGACGUUGCUUGAUGACAAGGUUCUCUUGGCUCAGUGGUGUGCUGAAUGUGUGCGGGCCUCCUUGGAGCCGCCAGCCAACGUUGUAGAAGUCUACGGACUGCAACAGGCCUCCAAGGAUUGGACCCCUGAGUGGCAAUUGGAACGCACGCGCUUAUUGAAAGAUAGUGGGGCAGUCGGCGAUCGGUUCUAUCUGGAACGUAGCGUUGCAAAAGAAAUCCUCAUUGAUGCAACUUUGUGGUCAACGACAGGUCUUCGAAUUUACCUCAUCCUGGGCCCCCCUGGUGUAGGCAAAAGUGAAUUCAUCGUUUGGUUAGCCGGGCAGUUGCGCUUGCCCGUCUACAGGAUCAGCUUACACAGUCCCAAGCUUACAGAUGAUAUGCUUGCGCAAGUCUUUUCUCACAGCUGGCUCAAGCACGAUGCGGCAGUUGUCCAGCUUGAUGAAUUUCAGGGUGCCUUGGGACGCUGGACAGCAAGCAGUAAGGACAACGACAGGCGCCACCAGGGUAUCUCGGCUGAAGGUCUCUGCGAAGUGCUCCAGGGUGCCACAACCUUGUCGCGGGGUGUUGUUAUUCUGUCUGGCACAGAGGAAUUAAGUGAUGAUGCGUACCGCCAGCAGUUCAGAGCAUUAUAUCGCCGCUUCAAUCGUACGAUCACCAUCAGUUGGCUUUCCGAGGAUGAUAUUCGAAAGUACUUCCGUGAGUUCUUACGGAAAUUCGCGACGCUGCACAUUGAGGAAUGGGCAUGUUGGGAAGACAGGUUUGUGAAACAGCCAGAUAGCCCAUGGGUAUCUCGUCCAGUUUCUGUUGACAUGAUUAAGCAGUUCCUUACUCGCCAAGUCACGGAGGCCGCUGUGGCUAAUGUAAUCGUCAAGACAACUCGACCCGCAGCGAGUGGUUUGAAUAUCGCUGUUGCAGCAAUCAACGAGGAUGACGUCACUUUCAAUGUCCACCCUGGCAUGGCCGAACAACUGUGUAAUUUAGUCUGCGAUUAUGAGGCUGCGACAGCCUUCUUGCACGAGUAUGCGCCAGUUUGGUAG
Messenger RNA from Prorocentrum cordatum, 1494 nucleotides. NCBI's taxonomy places the organism in Eukaryota, Dinophyceae, Prorocentrales, Prorocentraceae. The record is from the annotation of a GenBank genome assembly.